AUGGCUGCAGGGAUGACAGUGCCUGUGGCUGGUCCCAUGUACUGCAUGCACCGUGGAGCUGAGCCCAAUGCCGUCAUGUGGUGUGAUUUGGUUUUGUCGUUGCUUACUUGGGUUUCACACCAUCCCAAGAGUGGGCAGGACAGGGGCUCUGCCCUCAGAAAAGGGGGCACUUUCUUCAUGUCUCACACUCACAGGAUCGCUGUGUUGACACAGCCUUGCUCUGUUCACCUCAGGACAAUGUCUGUGUCCUCCCUGGGCCCUCUGGAGCUCUCCAUGAGAGUGGCCUUACUGGCUGUAGGAGAGAGUGCACAGGUUCAGGGAACAAGUUUCCGAGGCUGGAAAGAAGUGACUUCUCUGUUUAAUAAAGAUGACGAGCAGCAUCUCCUGGAAAGGUGUAAAUCUCCCAGGUCCAAGGGAACUACUUUACGAUUAAAAGAAGAGUCGAAGACAGAGAAGAAGUCUGGAUUUUGGGACAAUUUGGUUUUAAAACAGAAUAUGCAGUCUAAGAAACCAGAUGAAAUUGAAGGCUGGGAACCCCCAAAGCUUGCUCUUGAAGACGUAUCGCCUGGUUCUGAGGAUGCUGUGGAUGGCCACCCAACCUGGCCGGGCUGGGAGGGUGAGGCCAAGGGCUCAACCAAGUACAUCAGCCUGACCAGCUCAGCAGGCAGCUCCAGGUGGAGCCUCCGCUCGGCGGGGAAGCUAGUCAGCCUGCGGAGGCAAAGCAAAGGCCACCUGACGGACAGCCCGGAGGAGGCAGAGUGAGGAGAAGCCAUGGGCCUCUCAUGGAGCUUCAGGAGUGUACUGAGUCACGGUGGCUUUUUAUUAGUAUAGCCUCAAGUUGUUGAGUCCUUCCCAUAUUAAAGAGGAGAGAAUCUACUUUUUGCCUGUUUUUCCUAUUUGGACCUCUAUUUUCAUUGUCAAAUGAGGAGCUCACACACACACUGUGAUUCCUUGGUGGACACGUGCAGGGAUUGUAUGUUUGGUUGCCUUAUUGUAGAAAUGUCCACACACUAGAGCCCAUGUUUUGCAGAACCCGGAGAUGUGAAUGUUUGAUGCUGUCCCUUAAGAUAGCAGUAAUGACUUGUGGUUUGCCACAAAACUAUUUUCACACCAUCUUCCGUUGUAGUUCUCUGCUUCAGAACUUCUGUACCUUUUUCUUGCAUGUAAUGCGUGUACCAUCCGUGUCACACGAGAAUGUAGCAGUUGUGCAGUUCUCUUCUUUUGCUAGAAAAUUACAGUCCAGGAGGUAAGAUGACUAUUCCAAAGGUUAUGUUAAAUUUUGUUUAACUUGGCAAAUCAAAAGUUUUUCUUAUUAAAUGAAAUAUGUAAACAAAUUAAAUACUGGAAAGGCAAAGGUUGUAUUUGAGCAUAAAAUGUCAGUGUCUUACAAUGCAUGGUGACCUCUUGCUGAGGGAGGUAUAGUCUCUUGUGUGCUCAUUGGAUGGUAACAGUGGUUCUUUUUUUGUGAUUUUAUUUUUGCUUCUCCUGAACUUUUAAAUCUUUAUUUUCUCUGAAAAACAUUAUCUUUUUCUUAUUUACAGAUUAAAGAAAUGUGGAUAAAUUUCA
Messenger RNA from Carlito syrichta (Philippine tarsier), 1566 nucleotides. RefSeq names its product testis development related protein (gene TDRP). Bases 1 to 762 code for a protein of 253 amino acids. The transcript has 4 exons. Gene Ontology annotation, biological process: spermatogenesis. The record is from RefSeq and is a predicted model, not a curated record. Gene Ontology annotation, cellular component: nucleus; cytosol. NCBI's taxonomy places the organism in Eukaryota, Metazoa, Chordata, Mammalia, Primates, Tarsiidae.